This is a messenger RNA of Closterium sp. NIES-67, 3560 nucleotides long. Lineage: Eukaryota; Viridiplantae; Streptophyta; Zygnematophyceae; Desmidiales; Closteriaceae. The record is from the annotation of a GenBank genome assembly.
AGCUUGCCUUCCUCUAUUCCUUAGGCUGGCUUAGGCUGGAAGAACUUACUGCGUUCCGACUCCUGAUAAACUGGAAGGUUAGUGGCGCUCUUACUUCCAGAUGUGCUCACCUCCGCAGCGUCAAUCUAGUCGUUAUAGUCUGCACUCAGCAGUUUCAUUUCAAGUUAGUUCCGGCAUUUGACCAUAAUAUAUUAUAGAGAAAUGGCGCGUCCAGGAGAUAACAUAGAGAAAUGGCUCGCAGCUGCACAAGACAAGCAAUCUCCGAGUAACCCUGGCUCAACUGAACGGCCAACAGCAGCUACUACAAGCUCCUUACGUAACUUAUCAUCCUCUUUCAACCGAACCUCGUCCAACCCCGAACCUGCUUCCGCCAGCGGAGCUAACUCGGGGAAGGAUUCGAAGCUUUCGAGCUCAUUGACCCAGCAGCUGGAAUCACGUUCAGUAUUGCCUCCCGCUCCUUCUUCCGAACCAAGAAACCGAACCUACGGCAGCAGGCUCGGGGGUGACUUUUCGCCAGCCGACAACUCCUCCUAUAGUGCGAGUAUCAGGGAGAAUAUCACAUUCGCUAGAGGCGCGGACUCUAAUCGCGGUGACGUGGCGCCUGCGGAGCGCUUCACCCAGCCAACUCGCGCUGACGUGGCACCUCCGACUACCACAGGCGGCUCAUACAUGUCGUCCAGCAACCAAACCUAUACCAGUACCGGAGCGGCUUCUGGCGGGAAAAUCUCCAGCAGCGGCGGUGGUAAAAUCUCCGGUAGUGUCAGUUUAGGAGGUGGUAAUGGUAAUGGGAUCGGUGCUAAUGGCAUCGGUAGGAGUCCGUCGGGUACUUAUUUCUCAGCUACUGCUCUCUCGAAUCGCUCUCAGGGCAACGGAAGUCCCCGCAACUCGGGCGAGAACGAGAAGCUGUACGAGGCUUAUAACGAGCUGCACCGCUUAGCGCAGCACUUUCAGAAGCCGUUCGAUGCGCCAGCUGUGCUGAUCGUUGGGCAUCAGACGGACGGCAAGAGCGCGCUGGUCGAGGCGCUGAUGGGGUUUCAGUUUAACCACGUGGGUGGGGGAACUAAGACGCGUCGGCCAAUCACGCUUCAGAUGAAGUAUAAUCCUGCGUGCGAGGAACCGCGGUGCUUCUUAGUUCUGGAUAAGGACCAUACUAGCGAACAGGAGAAGUCCCUUCAGCAGCUGCAGGCUUAUAUCGAGAGCGAGAACCAGCGGCUGGAGAAGGACAUGGGGCGGUUCUCGGAUCGCGAGGUGGUGGUGCGCGUGGAGUACAAGUACUGCCCCAACCUCACCAUCAUUGACACUCCGGGACUUAUAUCCGCCGCUCCGUCUGUAACUCACACGGCGCUGCAGGAGCAAGCCCGAAUCGUGGAGGCGCUGGUGCUAGCGAAGAUGAAGCAGCAGGAGUUUGUGAUCCUGUGCUUAGAGGACAGCAGCGACUGGAGCAACGCCACGACACGAAGAAUCGUCAUGAAGGUCGACCCGGACCUCUCCCGCACCAUCCUCGUGUCAACCAAGCUUGACACGCGCAUCCCACAGUUCUCCCGGGCAGCCGACGUCGAAAUGUUUCUCAACCCGCCGCUGCCCGAUAUCUCGGCGUCGCGCCUGGCGACGCGGCCGUUUUUCACGUCGGUGCCGUCGGGGCGAGUGGGGACGGGGUCGGACGCGGUUUUUAUGACGGAUGAUGACUUCAGAGAUGCCGUGGCUAGGAGAGAGAUGAGCGACAUUGCAGCGCUAGAGGACAAAAUGGGCCGCCCACUUUCGGAUGAUGAGCGAGCAAGGGUCGGGGUUAGCCGCCUUCGUCUCUUCUUGGAGCAAAUGCUGCAGCAACGUUACCUCGAGAGCGUACCCUAUAUAGUACCGCUCCUCGAUAAGGAAUAUAAGUCCGUCUCCACCAAGCUCUCUGCCACCUCUGCGGAGCUACAAAAUCUGAGUGACGGGGAGCUGCGAGAGAAGAGCCGAAACUUUCGAGAUAACUUCGUUCGUAAGCUCACAGUCCUGCUCCGUGGCUCCAUUGCCGCUCCACCUGACAAAUUCGGCGAGACCCUACAGGAGGAGAGGGCACGUGGCGGGAUAUUUGUGGGGUCCGAUGGGCAGCAGUUUCCCCAGAGACACAUGCCGAACGCCAGCAUGCGUCUGUUUGGAGGGGCGCAGUACCACAGGGCGAUGGCGGAAUUCCGGUUUGUGGUGGGUGCAGUGCGGUGCCCUGCGAUAUCGAGGGAGGAGAUUGUGAACGCUUGUGGAGUGGAGGACGUGCAUGACGGCACUAACUACUUCAGGACCGCAUGUGUGAUUGCUGUUGCCAAGGCGUGGGACGUCUUUGAGCCAUUCCUGCGACAGCUCGGGUUCCGCCUGUCGCACAUUGUGGGGCGGCUUCUGCCCAUCGUACUCUUCCUGCUCAAGAGGGACAACGAGCCGAUGCUGGUGCAUGAGACGUUUAUCGAGCGCGUGCAGGAAUCGUACCAUAAGUUUGUGGACUCCACUGAGCGAUCCUGCAUUGACAGGUGCAUGGAGGAUCUCACCAGCACCACCCGCUUUGUCACGUGGUCAUUGCACAACAGGUCUCGCUCCGCCCUGCGCUCGUUCUUCGACUCCGCAAUGCCCAGCAACGACUCCUCCCUGCUCGCUGCUGUGGGAGCCUUCGAAGCCGCCACCCCAAUGCCGGUCCCCACUGCCACAAGCAGACAAAACUCUCCGCCCUUUGGGCCGACAGACUACCAGUCGAGCCCCAGCGAUGACGGCAGGGGGGAGCGAGGCGGAGGGGGUACAACGGGACGAUCCGCUGCAGCUGGUUCUGCUGCGGCUGGUGCCGCUAGUGGUGCUGCUGCUGGUGCUGCUGGUGGUAGCAGCGGCACUGGCGGUCGGUUAGCCGAUCUGCUCGAAUCAACCCUGUGGACGCGGCGGCUGGCUCCAUCUUCCGAAGACAUAGUGAACGCGCUGGUGAUGCAGAUCUUCGAAGGGAUUAGAGAUCACUUUGUCAUGGCGGCUGAGUUAAAGUUCAACUGCUUCUUCCUCAUGCCUCUGAUGGACCGCUUCCCUGCAAGGCUCAGGGAGGACCUGGAGGCUGUGGCCGGGGGGGGCUUGGACGCCGUGUUUGACAUCUCGAGGGUUCGAGGGCAGCUUGAGAGGAGCCGGGGGGAGCUGGAUGAGGAGCUGAGGCGGGUGCAUGCACUUCAGGCCAAGUUUGCCAGUAUUCAUCACAGCCUCAGCUUGAUUCCAUCCAAUGCCACGUCAGCAUCGCCAUCAGGAUUUUUUUUCAACUCCAACCUCUCCGGAGGAUCAUCAUUUUCCUCCUUAACAUCAACAGCAGCUGCACUCCCUCCCCGCCGCUUUGCGGAAUCCCUUGCCUCAGUGUUUGAGGCACAAGGCCUGUGAACGCAGAACUUUCGAUGAGGAUAGCGAGAGUGGUUGAAAGCAUACAUUCAUGCUUUGGCUUUUGUGUGCAUUUUGUGAGUGAACAACGGAUGAUGUGCAAAAAUGCACGCCAUCUUGGCUUUUUUGCCCGUAUUAAUUGUUUUUGUAUGGAUUGGAUGUGAAAAGUUAUGUGCAACGUUAAGCGAAGA